AUGCUCGCUCUACUACUUGUUCUCCCACUCUUAGCUUCGGCUAACCCUAUCGUCAAACGUGCGACAAACCAACUCGUCUAUGCCGGAAGGGACAACCUUUGUAUCUCUGUGCAAGGAGGUAGUAAGGCCGUCGCCAAGAAUCAGGUCGGCGAUGGGACUGCCGUCGUCAGUAUACCCUGUAGCCAGGCAAGUACUUGGGAUAUCAGCCCAGGUUCGGGAAGUCUUGUCCUUAGCGGUACGAACUUUGCCCUCGACGCUGGUUCCAACCCCGGUAACAACGGGGCUCUAAAGGUGUGGACUUCGUAUCCCGGGUUGUACCAACAGACAUGGUUUUACACCGGAGACCAGCGCAUUGCCAUUACGGGUGGUACUCAGUGUCUAGACGAAGGUGAUCAAGGAAACAAGAUUCAGACGUACGAAUGUACCACGGGUAACACCAAUCAGAGUGAGUGA
This is a messenger RNA of Tremella mesenterica DSM 1558, 453 nucleotides long. RefSeq lists its product as uncharacterized. The record is from RefSeq and is a predicted model, not a curated record. The transcript is spliced from 3 exons. Lineage: Eukaryota; Fungi; Basidiomycota; Tremellomycetes; Tremellales; Tremellaceae. Bases 1 to 453 code for a protein of 150 amino acids.